AUGCUAAUAACGGCUUGAGGAGCGCAGCGUCGCGUUUCUCGCUGACAGUCAGCGGUGGCUUCCAUCGAGUGAGGCUCUUUCGCAGCCAUGGCCGAGGGCGGGGAAGGGGAGGACGAGAUCCAGUUCUUGAGAACUGAUGACGAGGUGGUUCUUCAGAGCGUGGCCACCAUUCAAAAGGAGCAUCGCAAGUUUUGCCUGGCCGCCGAGGGACUUGGGAACCGCCUAUGUUAUCUGGAACCCACCUCUGAAGCUAAGUCUGUUCCUCCGGAUCUGUGCAUUUGUAACUUUGUGCUGGAGCAGUCGCUGUCGGUGCGAGCCCUGCAGGAGAUGCUGGCGAACACCGGACAAAGCAGCGAGGGGGCGGGUCAAGGAGGCGGACAUCGGACCUUGCUCUAUGGCCACGCCAUCCUCCUGCGCCACUCCUUCAGUGGCAUGUACCUGACCUGUUUGAAGACAUCACGUUCUCUGACAGACAAGUUGUCAUUCGAUGUGGGACUACAACAAGAAUCCAUAGGAGAGGCCUGUUGGUGGACCAUCCACCCGGCCUCCAAGCAGAGAUCCGAAGGAGAGAAAGUCCGCAUCGGAGACGACCUGAUUCUUGUCAGCGUGUCAACAGAAAGAUACUUGCACCUCUCCAUCUCUAAUAGCAACAUCCAGGUGGAUGCAUCCUUCAUGCAAACCCUGUGGAACGUCCAACCCACCUGCUCCUCAAGCAACAUGGCUGUCGGGUAUUUGGUUGGUGGUCAUGUGAUGCGUCUUUGUCGUGGCCACGAUGAGAACUUGACCAUCCCUGGAGCAGAAAGGAGCGAAGAGGAGCAGAGGAUAGUCAACUAUGAGGCAGGUAAGGGAGCGUCAAAAGCACGUUCCCUGUGGCGACUGGAGCCCUUGAGGAUCAGCUGGAGCGGAAGCCACAUUCGCUGGGGUCAGGCCUUCCGACUACGUCACCUCUCCACCGGCCAUUAUCUGGCACUGACUGAGGACCGGGGCCUAGUCCUGCAGGACAGGGAGAGGUCCGACAUCACGGUCACCUCCUUUUGCUUCAGGCCUUCCAAGGAAAAAAGCGAAUCGGGUCUAAAGAGAGACAUCGAGGGCAUGGGUGUACCUGAGAUCAAAUAUGGCGAUUCGGUCUGCUUCAUCAUGCACGUGGCAACCGGAUUGUGGCUGUCCUAUCAAGCGCCUGAUGCCAAAUCAUCUCGUCUUGGACCUGUGAAAAGAAGGGCCUGCCUGCAUUCUGAGGGCCACAUGGACGACGGCUUGACUCUGCAGCGCUGUCAGCACGAAGAGUCUCAAGCUGCUCGCAACAUCCGCAAUACGACGUUCCUCUUCAACAACUUCAUCAAGGCUUUAGACAGCACCACGGCGGGCGAGUCAAAGGAGAUGGCCGGCUAUGUGGAGGCGGUGCUACAGACGCUGAAUGACCUGAUAAAGUACUUCAAGCAGCCCGACUCGGAGCUGGAACACGAGGAGAAGCAAUGUCUCCUGCGUUCGCUCAUCAAACGUCAGGACCUCUUCAAAGAGGAGGGCAUGCUGGCCCUCCUGUCAAAAUGCAUCGACCGGAUGAACCUGUUCAACAGUGCCGCCCACUUUGGGGAGAUGGCUGGGGAGGAGGCGGGGGCAGCGUGGAAGGACAUCCUCAACCUCCUCUACGAGCUGCUGGCCGCACUAAUUCGUGGAAACAGAAACAACUGCACCCAGUUUUCUCGGAACUUGGACUGGUUGGUCAGCAAACUGGAAAGACUCGAGUCAUCGUCAGGCAUCCUGGAAGUUCUACACUGUGUCCUCAUUGAAAGUCCAGAGGCCUUGAACAUCAUCCAGAGAGGACACAUCAAAUCUAUCAUCUCUCUGCUGUACAAACACGGACGCAACCACAAGAUUCUGGACGUCCUGUGCUCCCUUUGCGUAUGUAACGGUGGCGCUGUGAGAACCAAUCAAAAUCUGAUAUGUGACAACCUGCUUCCCAAAAGGGACCUGCUUCUUCAAACCCGACUAGUCAAUGAUGUUCAAAGCAUGAGGCCCAACAUCUUUUUGGGUGUGGCCGAAGGCUCGGCCCAAUACAAAAAGUGGUAUUUUGAGCUGGUGAUCGAUCAGGUGGACCACUUUGUCACGGGUGACGCCACUCACCUGAGGGUGGGCUGGGCUAACACAAAAGGCUACGCCCCGUAUCCUGGUGGAGGCGAGGGAUGGGGAGGCAAUGGCGUGGGCGACGAUCUCUACUCUUACAGCUUUGAUGGUCUUCACCUGUGGUCAGGUCGCAUCCCACGGGCAGUGGCGUCCAUUAACCAGCACCUGCUGACCUCAGAUGACGUGGUCAGCUGCUGUCUGGACUUAGGCUCCCCCAGCAUGUCCUUCCGGAUCAACGGUCAGCCCGUGCAGGGCAUGUUUGAAGACUUUAACACGGAUGGAUUCUUCUUCCCUGUUAUCAGCUUCUCUGCUGGUGUCAAGGUGCGUUUUUUGUUGGGUGGACGCCAUGGAGAUUUCAAAUUCCUGCCCCCCGCUGGGUACUCUCCGUGUUAUGAGGCGCUGCUGCCCAAGGAGAAGAUGUACGUGGAGCCUGUGAAGGAGUACAAGAGGGAUCACGAAGGGGUCCGAGACCUGUUAGGAACGACCCAGUUUCUCUCCCAGGCCUCCUUCAUCCCAACUCCGGUUGACACCAGCCAGGUUGUUCUUCCGCCUCACAUGGACAACAUUCGGGACAAGCUGGCAGAAAACAUUCACGAACUGUGGGGGAUGAACAAGAUCGAGCUCGGAUGGGCGUAUGGAAAGGUUCGGGAUGACAACAAGAGGCAGCACCCGUGCCUUGUUGAUUUUCCCAAGCUGCCUGAAACAGAAAGGAACUACAACCUGCAGAUGUCCAGUGAAACACUUAAGACCCUCGUGGCUCUUGGGUGUCAUGUCGCCCAGGUCAAUAUUCAUGCAGAGGAUGAUCUGAAGAAAAUCAAACUUCCCAAAGACUACAUGAUGUCCAAUGGUUAUAAGCCUUCCCCUCUGGACCUUUCUGAUGUGAAGCUGACUGUAGGUCAGGAGGUUCUGGUUGAUAAGCUAGCGGAGAAUGCACACAACGUGUGGGCCAAAGACAGAAUUAAACAAGGAUGGACCUACGGAAUCCAGCAGGAUUUAAAAAGCAGGCGUAAUCCUCGGUUGGUGCCAUAUGCUUUACUUGAUGAGCGCACGAAGAAAUCCAAUCGAGAUAGUUUAAGGGAGGCCAUCAGGACCAUGGUUGGCUAUGGGUAUGAAAUCGACCCUCCAGACCAGGAGGCUGUCCACGUGACGGACAAUCAGAGCGUUGAGACUCUCCGAUUCUUCCGCGUGGAGCAAAUUUACGCGGUGAAAACAGGGAAGUGGUACUUUGAGUUUGACACCCUGACCGGGGGCGAUAUGAAGGUUGGCUGGGCCAGGCCAGGCUGCAGACCUGAUGUGGAACUUGGAACAGAUGACCAGGCCUUUGUCUUUGAUGGAUACAGGGCUCGACGCUUACACGCCGGAAGCCGCUACUUCGGGCAUCCGUGGAAAAAAGGAGACGUAGUGGGAUGCAUGAUCAACAUGGAGGACAAAUCGAUUAUUUUUACCCUGAAUGGCGAGCUCCUGAUUACCAACAAAGGCUCCGAGCUUUGCUUCACUGACUUUGACACGGAAGACGGUUUUAUCCCAGUGUGUAGCGUGGGCAUGUCUCAGAUCGGACGCAUGAAUCUUGGGAAGGACGCCAGCACCUUCAAAUAUUACACCAUGUGUGGCCUUCAAGAAGGCUUUGAGCCCUUCGCUGUCAACAUGAACCGAGAAAUCACGAUGUGGUUCAGCAAACGCCUGCCCACUUUUGUCAAUGUGCCCCCGGAUCACAGAGAUAUUGAGGUGACGAGGAUUGACGGGACGGUGGACAGCCCUCCCUGCCUUAAAGUCACCCACAAGACAUUUGGCACCCAGAACAGUAACAACGACAUGAUCUACUGCCGACUGAGCAUGCCCGUGGAGUUGUUCUCUGCAGACGUGCUACUUGAGGAAACAUCGAAACUCAGCCAUCCUCCAAAAGAAUCCGGGGUUACAGACUACGGGAGCAUCACAACAUACUACCACUCGGUGCGAGUGUUUGCCGGACAGGACCCUGCGUUGGUGUGGGUGGGCUGGGUCACGCCGGACUAUCAUUACUACUCAAAGAACUUCAACCUCAACAAGACCAGAACAGUCACCGUCACCUUGGGAGACGAGAGGGGCCGAGUCCAUGAGAGUGUCCAGAGAAGUAACUGCUAUAUGGUGUGCGGGGCGGAUGCAGUCAGCCCCUCUUCAUCCAGCCGCUCCAACUCUGACGUGGAGAUUGGCUGUCUGAUGGACCUGGCUACCGGCCUCGUCUCCUUCACUGCUAACGGCAAGGAGCUGUCUACCACUUAUCAGGUGGAGACAAACACUAAGCUAUUCCCUGCCGUGUUUGUCCGGCCCACCUGUGCAAACCUCUUUCAGUUUGAAUUUGUCAAGAUUAAGGAUGCCAUGCCAAUCUCUUCAGCUAUGUUUAAGAGCGAGCACAGGAACCCGGUGCCUCAAUGCCCGCCGCGACUGGACGUGCAGACCAUUUCGGCGGUGCUGUGGAGCCGCAUGCCAAACACCUUCCUCAGCGUGGAGACGGCUCGAGUCAGCGAGAGACACGGAUGGGUUGUUCAGUGCUUGGAACCUCUGCAGAUAAUGGCUGUGCAUAUACCUGAGGAAAAUAGGUGUUUGGACAUCUUGGAGUUAUCCGAAUAUGAAGAUUUAAGGAAGUUCCAUUAUCACACGCUCAAGUUGUACUGUGCCCUCUGUGCCCUUGGUAACACCCGUGUAGCUCACGCUCUCUGCAGCCACUUGGACCAAUCUCAGCUCCUCUACACCAUCGACAAUCAGUAUCUCUCCGGCAUGUUGAGGGAAGGCUUCUACAAUGUCCUCAUCAGCAUUCAUCUCGAAACGGCAAAAGAGGCUCGCCUAAUGAUGAACAAUGAGUUCAUCAUCCCUGUGACGGAUGAGACCCGCUCAAUCAAGCUGUUCCCCGAUGAGAGCAAAAAGCACUCGCUACCCGGCGUGAGCUUGAGCACGUCCCUGAAGCCCCGCGUCAAUUUCUCUCCCACCGGGAUCGUCUGCACCAAGCGCCAGCAGUAUCUCCACAGUCCUCAGAUACCCCUGGGCAUCUUAAAAGAGAAGGCCAUCAGUAUGCUUACUGAGGCCGUGCAGGGCGGUGGCAUCCAUAUAAGGGACCCGGUGGGCGGGAGCGUGGAGUACCAGUUUGUGCCCAUCCUCAAGCUAAUCGGAACCUUGUUAAUCAUGGGUGUCUUAAAUAGCGAGGAGGUGAGAUUGAUUCUCCUCUUGAUUGAUCCCAACGUGUUUGGGGAGGGUGAGGAGGCAAAGGUGGAUGAAGUGGCUGUUACCGGAGAGAAUGUGAGCAAGAGUGAGGAGAAGGCCACGGAGGGGGGAGAAGGAGAGGCCAAGGAGAGCAAGGCGACGGUCCGGGGCCUUCUGGAGAAGUCUUUGCCUGAGUCCGUCAAACGGCAGAUGUGCGAGCUACUGCAUUACUUCUGCGACUGCGAGCUGAAGCACCGCAUCGAAGCCAUCGUCUCCUUCUCCGACAACUUUGUGUCCAAGCUGCAGUACAACCAGAAAUUCCGCUACAAUGAGCUCAUGCUGGCGCUCAACAUGUCCGCCGCCGUCACGGCCAAGAAGACCAAAGAGUUCCGCUCACCUCCACAAGAGCAGAUCAACAUCCUGUUGAACUUCACCACAGGCAAUGACUGCCCCUGUCCUGAGGACCUGCAGGAAGAACUCAUUGCCUUCCAUGAAGAACUGCAGCUGCACUGUGGAAUCCCGGUGGAGGAGGACGAAGUAGAGCAGGACACAUCAAUUAAAGGUCGUCUCCUGGCCUUGCUGUACAAGAUCAAGGGUCCGCCUCAGAAGACUGAAGAGGAACCUGAAGAGAAAGAGCAAGCAUCCCCCACCAAUCUAAAGGAGCUUAUCUCCCAGACUAUAAGCACCUGGGCCCAGGAGACUCACAUGCAGGAUCCCGAGCUGGUCCGAGUAAUGUUCAGCUUGCUAAGGAGGCAGUAUGACGGCAUCGGGGAGCUUCUUCGGGCCAUGAAGAAGUCCUACACCAUCAGUGACGCGUCCGUGCAGGAUGCUAUUAACCUACUGGCCUCGCUGGGUCAGAUCAGGUCUCUGCUGUCUGUUCGCAUGGGCAUGGAGGAGGAAAAGCUGAUGAUUGAUGGACUGGGGGACAUUAUGAACAAUAAGGUUUUCUACCAGCAUCCAAACCUCAUGAGAGUUUUGGGCAUGCAUGAAACUGUCAUGCAGGUCAUGGUCAAUGUGCUAGGAGGAGACAAGUCUCAGGAAAUUGCCUUCCCCAAAAUGGUUGCAAGCUGUUGUCGCUUUUUGUGCUAUUUUUGCCGUAUUAGCCGCCAGAACCAGAAAGCCAUGUUUGAUCAUCUCAGCUACCUGCUGGAGAACAGCAGUGUUGGUCUGGCCUCUGAAGCGAUGCGGGGUUCCACGCCGCUGGAUGUUGCCGCAUCAUCAGUGAUGGACAACAACGGGCUUGCUUUGGCCCUGGAGGAACCAGAUCUAGAAAAGGUGGUGACGUACCUUGCAGGAUGUGGUCUUCAGAGUUGUGCCAUGCUGGUUGCCAAGGGUUACCCAGAUCUUGGGUGGAACCCCAUCGAAGGGGAGCGAUACCUGUCCUUCCUGAGGUUUGCAGUCUUCUGCAAUGGUGAGAGUGUCGAGGAAAACGCCAAUGUGGUGGUGAAGCUGCUGAUCCGACGUCCUGAGUGUUUCGGUCCUGCUCUGAGAGGAGAAGGGGGUCAGGGUCUUUUAGCGGCUAUGAAAGAAGCCAUCAAGAUAUCGAAGGAUCCUGCUCUAGACCUGCCCAAACCCUCAGCUGCCAUCACCACUGGAUCUGGUGAAGAAGAGGAGGAAAUAAUCCAUAUGGGCAACGCUAUCAUGUCCUUCUACUCUGCCCUCAUUGACCUGCUAGGUCGCUGUGCUCCAGAGAUGCAUCUCAUCAAUGAAGGUAAAGGUGAAGCGCUGCGUAUUCGAGCCAUUCUACGCUCGCUGGUGCCCACCACAGAUUUGGUUGGCGUCAUCAGCAUACCCCUCACAAAGCCUGUCGUGAAUAAAGAUGGCCAAGUGACCGAACCAGAUAUGUCAGCCUGUUUCUGUCCGGAUCACAAGGCCCCCAUGGUGCUCUUCCUGGACAGGGUGUACGGCAUCGAGGACCAAAGCUUUCUCCUCCAGCUGUUGGAGGUCGGCUUCCUGCCCGACCUCCAAACUGCUGCCUCUUUAGACACGGAAGUGCUUAGUACCACUGAGACGGCGUUAGCCAUGAACAGGUACAUCGGCUCAGCUCUGCUGCCUCUGCUGACCCGCUGCGCUGCCUUGUUCGCCAACUCGGAGCACUACGCCCAGCUGAUCGACGCCACCAUUCAAACCAUCUAUCGCCUCUCCAAAGGACGUUCACUCACCAAAGCACAGAGAGAUGUUAUUCAGGAGUGCCUGCUAACUAUCUGCAAGCAUCUGCGUCCCUCCAUGAUGCAGCAGCUGCUCAGACGCUUGGUGUUUGAUGUUCCCAUGCUCACGGAAUACUGCAGCAUCCCUCUAAGGCUGCUGACCAACCACUACGAACAGAACUGGAAGUAUUAUUGUCUGCCAUCUGGGAUGAACACCUUUGGCACAGCCUCAGAGGAGGAACUCCUUCUCACCAAGAAACUCUUCUGGGGAAUUUUUGACUCACUCUCUCAAAAGAAAUAUGAUGGUGAACUCUUCAAAAUGGCCAACUCCUGCCUUUGUGCCAUUGCUGGAGCCCUGCCACCUGACUUUGUGGAUGCCAGUUUAGGAACAACAUUGGAGAACCAAGCGUCCGUCGAUGCACAGGGAAACUUUGACCCCAAACCCAUCAAUACUGCCAAUAUCUCCUUACCUGAAAAACUUGAAUACAUUGCCAACAAAUAUGCAGAGCAUUCCCAUGACAAGUGGUCUUCAGAGAAGGUGUCAGCAGGGUGGAAACAUGGAGAUAGUAUGGAUGAACAUGCCAAAAAGCAUCCACUGCUAAAGCCUUACAAAUCUCUAAGCGAAAAGGAAAAAGAAACUUACCGAUGGCCGGCGAGGGAGUCGUUGAAGAGCAUGCUGGCCAUGGAUUGGAACAUUGAGAAGACCAAGGAGGGAGAAGCCUUGUUCCAACAACGGGAAAGUGAGAAACAGCGAAAGAUCUCAGAGACGCAGGUCAAUGGAUACACUCCUGCUCCAAUAGACCUGCACAAUUUCACGUUGUCCAGAGAGCUGCAGGGCAUGGUUGAGGUGAUUGCAGAAAAUUAUCACAACAUCUGGGCCAAGAAGAAGAAAAGUGAACUCAUGAGCAAAGGAGGAGGGAGCCACCCACUGCUGGUACCCUAUGAUACCCUGACUGCUAAAGAGAAGUACAGAGAUCGAGAGAAGGCCCAGGAGCUCUUCAAGUUCCUGCAGAUAAGCGGCUAUUCCAUAACAAGAGGUCUGAAAGACAUGGAGCAGGACUCUUCAUCCAUGGAGAAGCGUUUUGCCUACAAGUUUCUCAAGAGGCUGCUCAAAUGUGUCGACUCUGCGCAGGAGUUUAUCGCACACCUUGAGGCAAUGGCCACCAGCGGGAAGACUGACAAAUCACCUCAUGACCAAGAAAUCAAGUUCUUUGCUAAGGUGUUGCUCCCGCUGACGGAUCAGACUUUUAAGAACCACUGCCUCUACUUUUUGUCCACGCCUAGCAAGAACCUUAGCAGCUGCGGCUAUGCUUCCAACAAAGAAAAAGAGAUGGUCACAAGCCUUUUCUGUAAACUGGCAGCUCUUGUCAGACACAGGAUUUCUCUCUUUGGAAGUGACUCUUCAAUGAUGGUGAGCUGCCUUCAUAUUCUAACUCACUCACUUGACACCAGAACAGUGAUGAAGUCAGGUACAGAACUGGUCAAAGCAGGGUUUCGGACCUUCUUUGAUAAUGCAGCUGAAGACCUGGAGAAGCUUCUAGAGAUGCUCAAACUGGGGAAGUUCAUGCAGUCGCGUGCCCAGAUGAAGAGCGUCAGUCAGAGCAUUCACUACGUGACUGUUGCGCUUGUGCCUAUCCUCACUGCCGUAUUUGAUCACAUCAAAACACAUGAUUUUGGAGUGGACCUGCUGUUGGAUGACGUUCAGCUGUCCUGCUACCGAAUCCUUACUUGUUACUACUAUCUGGGUACAGGAAAGAACAUUUUUGUGGAAAGGUAUCUGCCAGCACUUGGUGAGAGCCUGGCCACUCUAGUGGGCGCCAUGCCUGUAGCUUUCCUGGAACCUCAUCUCAACACCCACAAUCCACUGUCCGUCUUCAACACCAAGACACCACGCGAGAGGGCCAUCUUAAGUAUGCCUGAUACGGUGGAGGAAAUGUGUCCGGAGAUGCCUCGUCUUGACAAGCUGCUUAAGGAUGUCAACGAUGUCUCGGAGACUGGUGCCCGCUACAAUGAGAUGCCGCAGGUGAUUGAAGUGAUCCUGCCCAUGCUGUGCAACUACCUGUCCUACUGGUGGGAAAAAGGUCCUGAAAACCCACCUGCGAGUGGCGAGUGCUGCACCAUGGUGACAUCAGAGCACCUCAGCAUCAUUCUCGGGAACAUUCUCAAGCUCCUCAACAACAACCUGGGCAUUGAGGAUGCCCCCUGGAUGAAGAGGAUUGCAGUCUACUCUCAGCCCAUCAUCAGUAAAGCAGAAGCUGGUCUGCUGAGAACCCACUUUUUACCAACACUUGAGAAACUGAAGAAGAAGACGGUGAAGGUUGUGUCUGAGGAGGAAUUAUUGAAGGCUGACAGCAAAAGUGACAAUCAGGAGGCAGAGCUUCUCAUCUUGGACGAGUUUGCCGUGCUCUGCCGAGACCUUUAUGCCUUCUACCCCAUGCUUAUUCGCUAUGUCGACAUCAACAGAUCGAGAUGGCUUAAGGAGCCUGAUACCGACUCCACUGAGCUCUUUCGAAUGGUGGCAGAUAUCUUCAUCCUCUGGUGCAAGUCGCAUAAUUUUAAACGCGAGGAGCAAAAUUUUGUCGUGCAGAAUGAGAUCAAUAAUUUGGGCUUGCUCACUGGAGAAGGCCAGGCAAAACUGUCCAAGUCUGGUGGCGACCAGGAGAGGAAGCACAAGCGUCGUCGUGGCGAGUACUACUCCAUCCACACCUCUUUGAUUGUGGCCGCGCUGAAGAAGAUGCUGCCCAUCGGCCUCAACAUGUGCACGCCAGGGGACCAGGAGCUCAUCUCCUUGGCUAAGACCCGUUACAGUUUGAAAGAUACUGAUGAUGAAGUGAAGGACUACUUGCGCCAGAACCUUCAUCUGCAGGACAAGUCUGAUGACCCGGCAGUCCAGUGGCAGCUGAACCUCUACAAAGAUAUCACCAUGAAGAGUGACGAGCCAGUUAACCCGGAACACACGGUGGAUCGGGUUCAGAGCAUCUCGGCCGCAGUUUUCCAUCUGGAACAGGUGGAGCAGCCUUUAAGAAAUAAAAAGUGUGCGUGGCAGAAGCUGCUGUCCAAACAACGUAAACGGGCUGUGGUGGCCUGCUUUCGAAUGGCCCCCCUUUAUAAUCUACCUAGGCAUCGUGCUAUCAACCUCUUCAUCCCGGCCUAUCAAAGAAUAUGGAUAGAGGCAGAGGAGUACUCCUUUGAGGAAAAGCUAGUUCAGGAUUUGGCAAAAACUCCCAUGAAAAUUGUGGAGGAGGAUGAAGAAGAGGUGGCUGAAGUCCAGCCAGAUCCUUUACACCAACUCAUCCUCCAUUUUAGCCACAACGCUCUAACGGAAAGAAGUCACUUAGAAGAAGAUCCUUUAUAUAUUGCAUAUGCUGACAUGAUGGCAAAGAGCUGUGCAGAGGAUGAGGAAGAAGAGGAUGAAGAAGAGAAAGAGAAGACGUUUGAGGAAAAGGAGAUGGAAAAACAGAAGAUUCUCUACCAGCAGGCUCGGCUUCACGCUCGCGGGGCGGCCGAGAUGGUGUUGCAGAUGAUUAGCGCUAGCAAAGGACACCUGGGCUCGAUGGUGACUUGUACCCUCAAACUCGGCAUUUCCAUCUUAAACGGAGGCAAUGUGCAAGUUCAGCAAAAAAUGCUCGAUUACUUGAAAGAGAAAAGAGACGCAAGCUUUUUUAAAAGCCUCUCAGGACUGAUGCAGUCGUGCAGUGUCCUGGACUUGAAUGCAUUUGAGAGACAGAAUAAGGCAGAGGGACUCGGCAUGGUGACAGAGGAAGGUUCAGUCCACACUGAGCGGGGUUCCAAGGUGUUACUGAAUGACGAGUUUACAAAAGAUCUGUUCCGGUUUUUGCAACUUCUUUGUGAGGGGCACAAUGGGGAGUUCCAGAACUUCCUGAGAACUCAAACUGGAAACACAACCACGGUCAACAUCAUUAUCAGCACUGUUGACUACUUGCUCCGCCUUCAGGAAUCGAUCAGUGACUUCUACUGGUACUACUCUGGCAAAGACAUCAUUGAUGAAACUGGCAAAGUUAAUUUCUCCAAAGCGUUAUCGGUGGCUAAGCAGAUAUUCAACUCCUUGACUGAAUAUAUCCAGGGCCCUUGUAUUGGGAACCAGCAGAGUCUUGCUCACAGCAGAUUGUGGGAUGCAGUGGUGGGCUUCUUGCAUGUUUUUGCCAACAUGCAGAUGAAACUGUCUCAGGAUGCCAGUCAGAUAGAACUGCUAAAGGAACUUAUGGAUUUGCAGAAAGACAUGGUUGUCAUGCUGCUGUCUCUGCUAGAAGGUAACGUUGUGAAUGGAACAAUCGGGAAGCAGAUGGUGGACACCCUGGUGGAGUCUUCGAACAACGUCGAGAUGAUCCUGAAAUUCUUUGAUAUGUUCCUCAAGCUGAAGGACUUAACAACGUCGGACAAUUUCAAGGAGUACGACCCCGAGUGCAAGGGAGUUAUCUCAAAGAAAGAGUUUCAGAAAUCCAUGGAGAGCCAAAAGCAGUACAGCCAAUCGGAGAUCGACUUCCUGCUUUCUUGCGCCGAGGCCGACGAGAACGACAUGUUCAACUACAAGGAAUUUGUGGAGCGAUUCCACGAACCAGCCAAAGACAUCGGCUUCAAUGUGGCCGUGUUGCUGACGAACCUUUCCGAGCACAUGCCGCACGAUCCCCGACUCGCCGCCUUCUUGGAUCUGGCCGAGAGUGUGCUGAGCUACUUCGAGCCCUACCUGGGGCGUAUCGAAAUCAACGGCAGUGCAAAACGCAUCGAGCGGGUGUACUUUGAGAUAAGCGAAUCCAGCCGAGAGCAAUGGGAGAAGCCUCAAGUCAAAGAGUCCAAGCGCCAGUUCAUUUUUGACGUGGUCAACGAGGGAGGCGAGAGUGAGAAGAUGGAGAUGUUUGUCAAUUUUUGUGAGGACACCAUUUUUGAGAUGCAACUAGCCUCGCAGAUCUCGGAACCUGAUGCUGUGGAGCAACAGGAGGAGGAGGAAGAGGAGGAGGGAUUCACCAUCCUGGAUGAAUUGGCUGGAGAAGACGGCUCCUCAGAAUCUGCCUCCGCUUUUACUUCUGCGUGUCGAUCAAUCGUGAAGAAGUUGCAUCACGCGCGCCAAAUUGUUUCCGUGAAAAAUAUCCGCAAGAAGCUCAGGAAACUCAAGAAGCUGAGCAUAAGGGAAAUAAUCACAUGCUGCUUCUCUUUCGUCUGGAUGCUCUUCACUGGCUUCUUCAAAGGAAUCGCUAGUCUCAUAUUUGGUUUCUUCCACGUCAUCUGGUCUUCCAUGUUCGGCGGCGGUUUGGUCGAAGGUGCCAAGAACAUCAAAGUGACAGAUAUCCUUGGAAAUAUGCCCGAUCCCACUCAAUUUGGCAUCCACGGAGAUACCGUUGAAGGAGAGAAAUUAGAGGCCGUAGAGUCUUCGGGAACCUCUGACGCAACUAUGGUUCCACCGGCAGACAUAGCUGAGGUUGACACGAUGCUGGACAUGCUGAACGUGCCCAAGAGGGAAGGCGGAAAACUUGUGGAGCACGGACUGGGGGAUGUCUCUGAACUCAAUAGUGAGACCUCCACCACAGACCCCAAGAAAACUGCUGCCAAGGCUGAUGAAUCUCCUGAGAGUGAACCUGAGAAAGCAGACACAGAGAACCAAGAGAAGGAAGAUCAAGCUAAGAAAGAGGAAGCCAAGGAGCCACCGGCUGAGGAGAAACCCAAAGCGAAAUCAAGUCGACCCAAAGAAGCUUCUCCUGCCUUCAUGUCCAAAGUCUUUUCCACGCUGGAUGUCUAUCUGACCAAAAUGCUGAAUUACCUGGCUCGCAACUUCUACAAUCUGCGUUUCCUGGCUCUGUUUGUCUGUUUCGCCAUCAACUUCAUUUUGCUCUUCUACAAGGUCACGGCAGAGGAAGAAGGAGACGAUGAGAAUCAUUGGGAGAAGGAUGACGAGGACACGCUCUUUGACAUGGAUGAGUUUGUUCUCCAAGAGAGCACGGGCUACAUGUUGCCAACCCUGCGUUUCCUGGCUAUAUUCCACACAGUCAUCUCCCUCGUGUGUUUGGUGGGAUACUACUGUCUGAAGGUUCCUUUGGUGGUGUUCAAGCGAGAGAAGGAGAUAGCCAGGAAGCUGGAGUUUGAUGGCUUGUACAUCACCGAGCAACCAUCUGAUGAGGAUAUUAAAGGCCAGUGGGAUCGACUGGUUAUCAACACCCCGUCUUUUCCAAAUAACUACUGGGACAAGUUCAUCAAACGCAAGGUGAUUAACAAAUACGGGGACUUAUAUGGAGCCGAGCGCAUCGCCGAGCUCUUAGGCCUGGAUAAGAGUGCUCUGGACUUUGACCCCACCGUGGAGACUGUCGAGAAGGAAGCUUCCCUGCUCUCCUGGCUCAGCUCAAUUGACACAAAAUAUCACAUUUGGAAAUUGGGAGUGGUUUUGACUGACAAUUCUUUCCUGUAUCUGAUCUGGUACACUAUUAUGUCCAUUUUUGGACACUUCAACAACUUCUUCUUUGCUGCCCACCUGCUGGACAUUGCCAUGGGCUUCAAGACUCUCCGGACCAUCCUGUCUUCAGUCACUCACAAUGGCAAGCAAUUGGUGCUGACAGUGGGUCUGCUGGCAGUGGUUGUGUAUCUCUACACAGUGGUAGCCUUCAACUUCUUCAGAAGGUUCUACAAUAAGAGCGAGGACGAAGACGAGCCGGACAUGAAGUGUGACGACAUGAUGACGUGCUAUCUCUUCCACAUGUACGUGGGUGUAAGAGCUGGGGGGGGUAUCGGUGAUGAGUUGGAGGACCCGGCUGGAGACCCUUACGAGCUCUACCGCAUCCUUUUUGACAUCACCUUCUUCUUCUUUGUCAUUGUCAUCUUGCUGGCCAUCAUUCAGGGUUUGAUCAUUGAUGCCUUUGGUGAGCUGAGAGACCAGCAGGAGCAAGUGAAGGAGGACAUGGAGACCAAAUGCUUCAUCUGUGGCAUCGGGAACGACUACUUUGAUCGGACGCCUCACGGUUUUGAAACUCACACCUUACAGGAGCACAACCUUGCAAACUACCUGUUCUUUCUGAUGUACCUGAUCAACAAGGAUGAGACAGAACACACAGGCCAGGAGUCGUAUGUGUGGAAGAUGUACCAGGAAAGAUGCUGGGACUUCUUCCCGACCGGAGACUGUUUCCGGAAGCAAUAUGAGGACCAGUUGGGCUAAAAGACGGCUGCCUUAAUCUGGUGAAUUUUUUUUUUUUUUCUCGAUCUGACACAGACUGUGAACUUCACUCUAGUUUACUGGAAAUCCUGCUGAUAAAUGUAGCAAAAAUAAAAAAGAUACUGAAUUUGGAUUGAUAGGAGGCAUCCAUAUUGGUACUAAAAUGCCAUGGUGCCUCUUAUAUGCAACGUUUUCUCACCUUUUCAUUUGCUCAGUCCGAAUUGUUUGAUGCAUGUGAAACUUGCUAUGGAAUAUUUCUUUUUGAUCACCACUGACAUAGAAAUGAAACUUCAUAUCUGCCUUUUAAAACCUGUUGUAAACAUGACUGGUCACUUUAUGAUACACUUUAAGUGCCUUUUGAGAAACUAUGCAAAAAGUUUGUCCCUCUUGACACACACAGCGAUUACACUUAUGCUAAUUUUGUGGCUUUUGUGUUAAAGAAAAAAAAAAGUAUAAAUGUUGUGUAAAUGUUGCUCAAUUUGUUUUAUUAAUCUGCCUGUCUGCAAUUGUUACCACCGUAGAAGAGCCAAACAGAAAACAAAAGAAAAAAAAAAAAA
Molecule: messenger RNA, 15152 nt
Organism: Syngnathus acus (greater pipefish)
Lineage: Eukaryota; Metazoa; Chordata; Actinopteri; Syngnathiformes; Syngnathidae
Gene: ryr3
Product: ryanodine receptor 3
Exons: 106
Coding region: 88-14598 (4836 amino acids)
Biological process (GO): calcium ion transmembrane transport; intracellular calcium ion homeostasis
Cellular component (GO): sarcoplasmic reticulum membrane; smooth endoplasmic reticulum; Z disc
Molecular function (GO): protein binding; calcium ion binding; ryanodine-sensitive calcium-release channel activity
Source: RefSeq, a predicted model, not a curated record